This is a messenger RNA of Schistocerca gregaria, 1576 nucleotides long. RefSeq names its product mitochondrial inner membrane protein OXA1L-like. The transcript has a single exon. The record is from RefSeq and is a predicted model, not a curated record. Gene Ontology annotation, cellular component: mitochondrial inner membrane. NCBI's taxonomy places the organism in Eukaryota, Metazoa, Arthropoda, Insecta, Orthoptera, Acrididae. The coding region runs from base 459 to 1415 and encodes 318 amino acids. Gene Ontology annotation, biological process: protein insertion into mitochondrial inner membrane from matrix; mitochondrial respiratory chain complex IV assembly. Gene Ontology annotation, molecular function: membrane insertase activity.
UCUGCAGCCAAGCCAGUCGCAGAAAAACCACGCCGGAAAACGCCGAGCCCCUCGCGCCCCACGCCGGACGACGAGGUAUGCCCGGAUCCGCCAACACCGAAAUAAGUUCACUAUGUACCGACACGUGAACGCGGCCCCGAUCGCCUGCUUACCCGGACGAUGCCGUCGAACCAUACAAAGCGUCAAUCGCAGGCAGCGCCAAGUCGCGAGCAGAUUCCUCUCCCGCUUCAAGAACGCCCUCUCACCAACGCGCUGCCACCCCUCUCUCUGCGCGCCACACGUCUCGAUCACCGCACGCUCGCCGCUCUUGCACCGCGGGGGACCGCGUCGCCAAUCCCUCGCCACCCGCGUGUUCCAACGCGCCGCCCUGACCGCGCUCACGAGCCGCUACUCGACCGCCUCGUCCGAGCGAAACCCGCCCGCUGCCACCGACUCCGCCCCCUCUUAUCAAACCAACGAUGGACCAAUCGACACUCAGUCGCUCCCAACCGACAAAGACUUCUUUAACUCUCUGGUCCUCCACGACGCCCCCCCCCCCUUCGACCUCCUUGCUCCCCCCCAACCAAGGCUACGCGCGCCUCGCCGACAUCUCGAACUACGCCUAUCCCUGGGACCCGGCCCUCUAUUUCAUAGAGGGCACGUUCGAACUGCUGCAAACCGCCACCAACUUCCCCUGGUGGAUCUCGAUCUUCGCCCUCGCCGCCAUCACCAGGACCCUGCUCCUCCCCCUCGCCAUCAAACAAAUGCGCAUCACCAGCACCAUGGAACAAAUCCAACCUCAAAUCGACGCUCUCAGAAAAAAGGCACUCUAUCAAAUGACUCUAAAAACCCCCGACGGCAAAAGGGACUGGACACCAACCAUUCAAUUGCAGCAAGAAAUAACUCAACUCAUGAAAAACCACAACGUCUCGCCAUUCAGCGCUCUUAAAUUCAGCAUCCCUCAAGCCGUCUCCCUCGUCACCACCUUCAUCACCCUAAACCGCAUCGCCAGAAACCCUGAUCACGCCCUUCACCACCUCCUCCAAACCGGCGGCGACUUCUGGUUCAGAGACCUCACCCUCUGCGACCCAUACUUCAUCUUUCCAGCACUCUCCAUGUUCAGCACCGCCGGACUCAUUCUCGUCACACCAAUGCCCGGCAGAAGCACCACCUUCAUCACCUGGACCCUCAUCAUCAUCUCGGGCACCACUCUCUUCUUCACCUAUUCAUUCCCAGUCACCGUCCACCUUUUCUGGAUCGGAUCCAACACCCUCUCCAUGCUCACCACCAUCGCCCUUCGCACCAACUACGUUCGAAAACUCCUCAACUUCCCAGUCAACCCCUCCCAACUCCUCACAAAGAUCAAAACCUACGACUCCCCACCCCCCUCCUCAAUCAGGAACCGCAGCCGCCCGUCCUCUCAAACCAUGAGCUAGAAACCACACACACACCCAAUACACACACACACACACACACGCACCCCCCCCCCAAUAAACCGUCCGUCCUAUACUACCCCUCUUUUUUAUACAAGCACCUCCUCAAACGCGCGUCCACGCUCGCCCCCCCCUCCCCUCCAAGCGGAAAAACCACCGCCCUC